AUGGCCAAGAAGCGAAAGCGCACCAGCGUCGCUUCGUUCGUCCACCACCUCGAGCCCGCCUCGUCUCACGACGGCACGCAAGCGGCGGCGCUGAAUCUGGGUGCCUACCAUCCCGAACUCGACCUGGACUCGCUCAGUGCUGCAGACCGGGCCGAGUAUGAGGAGCUGCUGCCAAAAUGUUUGGUGCAUCCAGCCAUGUUUCCGACAAACAUGCGCAAAUACUGGCACCAACGCUUUACGUUGCUGUCGUCGUACGCAGCGGGAUGCCUGUUGGACGAGCAGUCGUGGUACUCUAUCACGCCCGAAUCGGUGGCCUUCCGCAUAGCCAAACGCUGUGCGACGGACGGAAUUGUCGUCGACCUCUUUGGCGGUGCGGGUGGAAAUGCGAUUCAGUUCGCUUUCACUUGCAACCGCGUCCUCUACAUCGAACUCGACCCGCUCAAGCUCCGACUCGCCCGCUGGAACGCAAAGAUCUACGGCGUAGAGGACAGGAUCACUUUUAUCCAAGGAGACAGCAUCGAGCUUCUCGACGUGCUUGUGGCUUCAAAUCUCACCUCAGCGGAUCCAAAAGACAAGGUGUGGAAGGACCUUACCCGCGCAGAUAUCGCCUCGGUGCAAGCCGUGUUCCUCUCUCCACCAUGGGGUGGCGUCGGGUAUGCACAGAACCCCACCGCUUCACCUUCGGCUGCACCGUCUACAUACUCGCUAAGCUCGAUUCAGCCCGUAGAUGGUUCCCACCUCUUUGCGCGCGUGCAAGCGGCGUUCAACACCUCCAACAUUGCCUACUACCUCCCGCGCAGCACGGAUCUCGAACAGCUCCAACACCUCGCCAAGACCAACUUGAUCCCACCACACAAGCCCGACGUCAAGAUCGAGUACCAGUACGUCAACAAUGGCACCAAACUCUCCAGUCUCACCGCCUACUAUGGCAACCUCGCCGCCGACUGGAACGACGAAUCCGACAACUGGUUCCCUGCUGCAUCCUAG
Molecule: messenger RNA, 987 nt
Organism: Moesziomyces antarcticus
Lineage: Eukaryota; Fungi; Basidiomycota; Ustilaginomycetes; Ustilaginales; Ustilaginaceae
Product: s-adenosyl-L-methionine-dependent methyltransferase
Exons: 1
Coding region: 1-987 (328 amino acids)
Biological process (GO): 7-methylguanosine cap hypermethylation; 7-methylguanosine RNA capping
Cellular component (GO): nucleus
Molecular function (GO): RNA cap trimethylguanosine synthase activity
Source: RefSeq, a predicted model, not a curated record